UUCGUGCUCCCCCUCACUCUCACACACGUCAACGACUACCAGUCCACGCUGGCACGAUCCAUAUAAACACCCGCGCCUUCCCGGCUUCUCGCCACUCCCGCCGACGCCAGCCUCCAACCAUGGAGUCCGCCGCCGCCUCCACGCGCGCCGCCACCGUCGACCUCCGCUCGCUGCUCUCCGUCGCCGCCGGCGGCCUCUGCGCGCUCCUCCUCCUCCUCUUUGCCACCUCCCCGUUCCCGCUCCCCUCCUCCUCCUCCUUCCUCCCCUUCUCCCCUUCCCCGGCUUCGGUUUCCUCCUCCUCGCCGCGCCCCCUGCCCCCGCUCUUCGUCGAGUCCGCGCUCUCCCGCCCCGCGCCUGCUCCCGCCCGCCUCCCGCGCUUCGCCUACCUCAUCUCCGGCUCCGCGGGGGAAGCCGCCAUGCUGCGCCGCUGCCUCCUCGCGCUAUACCACCCCAGGAACAGCUACAUCCUCCACCUCGACGCGCAGGCACCCGACUCCGACCGCGCGGAGCUCGCCGCCUUCGUCGCGGCGCACCCGGUCCUCGCCGCCGCGCGCAACGUCAGGGUGAUCGAGAAGGCCAAUCUCGUCACCUACAGGGGACCAACCAUGGUGACCACUACGCUGCACGCAGCGGCCGCGUUCCUGUGGGGCGAGGGACGCGGGCGCGGCGCCGACUGGGACUGGUUCAUCAACCUCUCCGCCUCCGACUACCCGCUCGUCACGCAGGAUGAUUUGAUGCAUGUGUUCUCGAAGCUGCCGCGCGACCUCAACUUUAUAGAUCACACAAGCAACAUGAGCUGGAAAGCGUUUGCAAGGGCGAUGCCAUUGAUCAUAGACCCGGGGCUCUACAUGAAGACGAAGGGCGAUUUGUUCUGGGUACCUGAGAAGCGGAGCUUGCCGACAGCCUUCAAGCUCUUCACUGGCUCUGCGUGGAUGAUGUUGUCCAGGUCAUUCGUCGAGUACCUGAUCUGGGGCUGGGACAACCUCCCCCGCACCGUCCUCAUGUACUACGCCAACUUCAUCUCGUCGCCGGAGGGCUACUUCCACACGGUAGCCUGCAACGCCGACGAGUUCAGGAACACCACCGUGAACAGCGACCUGCACUUCAUCUUCUGGGACAACCCUCCCAUGCAGCACCCGCACUACCUCACCCUCGACGACUGGGACCGGAUGGUCGGUAGCGAGGCCCCCUUCGCGCGCAAGUUCCUCAGGGACGACCCGGUGCUGGACAAGAUCGAUGCGGACAUCCUGGCGCGAGGCCCCGACAUGGUCGCCCCCGGAGGCUGGUGCUCGAGCGAGAAGCGGGACAAUGGGAGUGAUCCAUGCUCGGCUGUUGGGAACGCGGCGUUCCUGCGGCCUGGUCCAGGGGCGGCGCGGCUGCAGAGGCUCAUCACGUCGCUGCUGUCGGAGGAGAACUUCCGGCCGAGACAGUGCAAAGUAGAAGAGCAGAACUGAAAGGAGCUGGGCCUGGGCUACGUGCAGCAUUGUUUGUGCAGGCAUGAGCUACUACCGUUGGUACUCCAUUCUGGCAGGCAUUUCAGCAUUGUACCUGACGCAAUGUGGAUGUGAAUGCCGCUUUGUUGUUGUACAGUAUAUCAGAACCUCAUGUAUAGCGCAGAGUUGCUUGUUGGGGGCUUGGGGCGGUUCACCUGUUGUACUGGAGUUGUGAUCUCACGGCAACGGCAUGUGGGUGAUACCUGAAGAUGCAUGGUACAUGAUGCUAGGCGCUGGGGUACUCUGGGAUACAUCAUAUACAUGUAAAAGUAUGUAAAGGGGACGAAAAACGUGCCCCCCAUAUCUAUACAUAUAUACUACGUUUUUGCUCCUUUGAUCUUUCAGAAAAAUAUAUACU
Messenger RNA from Phragmites australis (common reed), 1851 nucleotides. Its product is annotated as beta-glucuronosyltransferase GlcAT14B-like. The transcript has 4 exons. Gene Ontology annotation, cellular component: membrane. Gene Ontology annotation, molecular function: glucuronosyltransferase activity. NCBI's taxonomy places the organism in Eukaryota, Viridiplantae, Streptophyta, Magnoliopsida, Poales, Poaceae. The record is from RefSeq and is a predicted model, not a curated record. Bases 120 to 1454 code for a protein of 444 amino acids.